This is a messenger RNA of Aspergillus tanneri, 612 nucleotides long. RefSeq lists its product as uncharacterized. The transcript has 4 exons. The record is from RefSeq and is a predicted model, not a curated record. Bases 1 to 612 code for a protein of 203 amino acids. NCBI's taxonomy places the organism in Eukaryota, Fungi, Ascomycota, Eurotiomycetes, Eurotiales, Aspergillaceae.
AUGGCACUUGCACUGGCGACCCCUACCAACGCGACGCAGCCAGUAAAUAUUGUGAUCUUAUUACAACCAAGCCGCCAUCCGUGCCUGCGCUACCUGCGCGAAGUAGGUAAUACAUUCUUCGCAGCAUCCUCCAACACUAACAAGUCACCGCACAUCGCCGCCCAAGCUCGCCGCCGAGCAGGCCGCCAACGACACGGUAGUACGGACCCAGGACUCUCCUGGUCUCUGCGUGUCGCCGGCGCCUGCGCGAGCUUGCCCACAAAGCUGGGAAAAACAGUGGGCACCUCCACCACGGCCAACACACAAAAAGAUACUGCCCGAGCCCACAAAGCGCGUGUUGACCUCCACGAGGCCCUCCCCGCCGCACAGCUCGGUGCUUAUAAGAUCAGACCGGACCUUAGUGCCAUGGACACGACCGCAUGCCCUGCGGGUACGGACGCAGUGGUUCAACAUGUCCUAUCUCAUGCCACCGGCAUGCAGAUCUGCGGUCAAAGACAUUGUGGAAAGACCGCCGAACAACUGAUUAUCGGCGUCACAUUUAUGCUGCAGACACGACUCCUCGGCCAAUUCAGGAGUGCUAACGACACAGUCCCCACGCCGCACAACCCGUAG